Striga asiatica is the source of this 1129-nucleotide messenger RNA. The record is from the annotation of a GenBank genome assembly. Lineage: Eukaryota; Viridiplantae; Streptophyta; Magnoliopsida; Lamiales; Orobanchaceae.
CGAUAAUUGAACACGUUCAAGAGCUGAAGAACGUUAAAGAGAAAUAAAAAAGAACACCUGAAAAAAAAAAAGCAGAAAUUUUCAAAAUCACCGUCUCUUCCAACUGCUUAAUCAGUGCCCGUAAUGGCUGCCGCCGUGAAAGUGCACGGGCCUCCACUCUCAACCGCCGUCUCAAGGGUUCUGGCCUGCCUUCUCGAAAAAGAUGUUUCUUUUCAAGUCCUUCCUGUCAACAUGGCCAAAGGCGAACACAAGAAGCCCGAAUACCUCAAGAUUCAGCCAUUUGGGCAAGUGCCAGCUUUUCAGGAUGAGAGCAUUACUCUCUUUGAAUCUAGAGCCAUAUCAAGAUACAUAUGCGACAAAUACGCCACGCAAGGGAAUAAAGGGCUAUACGGUACAAACCCUUUGGAAAAAGCGUCCAUCGACCAGUGGUUAGAGGCCGAGGGACAAAGCUUCAACCUGCCAAGCUCUGUGCUCGUUUUUCAACUUGCCUUUGCACCUAUAAUGAAAAUCAAGCAAGAUGAGGAUCUGAUCAAGCAAAACGAAGCUAAACUCGUCAAUGUUCUUGACGUGUAUGAGAAAAGGCUUGGAGAGAGUAGGUUCUUGGCUGGUGACGAGUUCACGCUAGCCGAUCUUUCUCACCUGCCCAAUGCACAUUACUUGGUGAGUAAGACUGAUAGAGGGGAGCUUUUUACGUCGAGGAAAAAUGUCGAGAGGUGGUGGGGUGAGAUCUCAAGCCGUGAGUCGUGGAAAAAGGUGGUUGAGAUGCAGAACUCAAGGGCUCCUAGAAGUGCUUGAGUUUUAUAACUUUCAAAUUUGGCUUUAUUUGGGAUUUUGUGGUUGAGUUACGGAUCUUAUGCCUGUGUUUUGCGAUGUUUUAUAACUUUCAAAUUUAGCAUUAUUUGGGAUUGUGUGGUUGAGUUUAUGGAUCUUAUGUCUGUGUUUUGCGAUACCUGUUUUUAGUGUUUUUCAUCUUUUAACUGAAUCUAUACUUGUGAACUUGAUGGUGUCAAUUUGACAUAGGUGUCAUGUUCGUGUCGAUGUCACUGGAGAAAAAGAUGUGAUCCUUUGCUAGGUUUGAAGGAGCAAAAUUAGCAAAUGGUUACUGCAUUAAGCUUUAUGAGAAAUGGAU